Molecule: messenger RNA, 363 nt
Organism: Ostertagia ostertagi
Lineage: Eukaryota; Metazoa; Nematoda; Chromadorea; Rhabditida; Trichostrongylidae
Source: the annotation of a GenBank genome assembly
AUGGAUGCCACGUCAAUUGUCGGCCUUGGAUCAACACGUCGCUUCUCGGGCACUACGGUUAUGGAUCUGUUCGCUCUCUAUUUCGACUAUUGCUCUCAUAAUGUGGUCCUGGUGUGCUGCUUCAUGCGAAUUAGGAUUCCACGAACAAAGAGACAGAUUGAUUUGAUUGCGGCGAAGCGGAAAAUGAGAAACAAGAGUGCGAAGGCUGUCUCUGAUGAACGCUCUCAAGCGAUUGUGAUGAACUCCAUGCGGCCGAAGUCCAGUACGUCUUCAAAGCCAUCCACAUCUAAGUCAGCAGCAGCCACACCUUCUGACGAACAUCCGCUCGUUCAUAAAGGAUCGAAACAGCACACUGAGGUUUGA